This is a messenger RNA of Sebastes umbrosus (honeycomb rockfish), 1235 nucleotides long. Its product is annotated as beta-crystallin B1-like. The record is from RefSeq and is a predicted model, not a curated record. Lineage: Eukaryota; Metazoa; Chordata; Actinopteri; Perciformes; Sebastidae. The coding region runs from base 69 to 728 and encodes 219 amino acids. The transcript has 6 exons. Gene Ontology annotation, molecular function: structural constituent of eye lens. Gene Ontology annotation, biological process: lens development in camera-type eye; visual perception.
GGCAGACUCCGAGCCGCACACACUUUGAGUGAGGCUCGUCGUAGGCAUCGUACACACAGACAGCAAUCAUGUCCACUGGAGAUAAGUCCAAGACCUCUUCCCAGACCGAUGGGAAGGCUGCUCAGAGCAAGAAGUCUGAGAUGGGAAUGAUGGCCUACAAGAUGUACGUGUUCGACCAGGAGAACUUCCAGGGUCGCAUGAUCGAGAUCAGCAACGAGUGCAUGAAUGUGUGUGAGAUGGGCAUGGACCGCGUGCGCUCUCUGCGCGUUGAGUGCGGACCCUUCGUGGGCUUCGAGCAGAUGAACUUCUGCGGUGAGAUGUACAUCCUGGAGAAGGGAGAGUAUCCUCGCUGGGACUCCUGGAGCAACUGCCAGAAGAACGACUACCUGCUGUCCUUCAGGCCCGUCAGAAUGGACCCCGAGAAGCACAAGAUCUGCCUGUACGAGGUCGGAGAGUUCAAGGGCCGCAAGAUGGAGAUCAUGGAUGACGACGUUCCCAGCCUGUUCUCCUACGGCUUCACCGACAGAGUCGGCAGCAUCAUUGUCAGCUGCGGAACCUGGGUGGGAUACCAGUUCCCCGGAUACCGUGGCAGCCAGUACCUGCUGGAGAAGGGCGACUUCAGGCACUUCAACGAGUACGGUGCCCGUCAUCCUCAGUUCCAGUCCGUGAGGCGUAUCCGUGACAUGCAGUGGCACCAACAGGGCUGCUACACCAUGGCCAGCAAGUGAGGCUCAGGGAAGGAGAGAAAGAGAAAGAGCGGAAGUGAGGGAGAGGGGCGGAGGAAGAGGGAAAGGGGGAGAGAUGUCUGAGGCCUUACCUCAGUACCUUAAACGGUCUAUGAUCUGACGCAGUGAGGGGAAGGGUGAGGAUCUAGAUCAGUCCCUGAUCGGAGACAACACCUCAAUGGACAGACCAGCUGGACCACCCUCCAUUCCUCUCUGUCUCUACUUUUCUCUUUCUCCCCUAUGGGCUGAGCUUUCCCCCCUUUUCUCCCUUUUUUUUAGUCCCUCACUUCAUUCCUCUCAACAGUCCUCUGGGACACACCAAAGAGGGAACACGGCACCUCUUGCUGUUUUACACACUUGAUUCUCGGCUCAGGGUAUGAUGCACCAUGGGAAACAGAGUCCCUAGAGCCCCCCUGACCCCCGUCUUCUUGCCCCUGUGCAUUGCACACCCUCUCUGCUGUACAGAAUCCUGGCCAAGUUUUCAAUAAAAAGGAAAAUCUUGAUUUCAAA